Molecule: messenger RNA, 4799 nt
Organism: Kogia breviceps (pygmy sperm whale)
Lineage: Eukaryota; Metazoa; Chordata; Mammalia; Artiodactyla; Physeteridae
Product: caspase recruitment domain-containing protein 6
Biological process (GO): regulation of apoptotic process
Source: RefSeq, a predicted model, not a curated record
AUGUCAGAAGGCAAGAAAGGCACCAGGAAAACAGGAACAUUGGCUACUGGGAGUGUUCCCUCAGAAAUCAUAGAAAAAGAAUGAAAAAAGUUACUUGAAAUCCUCCAACAAGAUCUUGAUUGUACCUUAGAUACAUUAACCUCUCGGAGGCUAAUUUCUGAGGAAGAGUAUGAGAUUCUGGAGAAUAUUACAGAUCCCAUGAAGAAAAGUUGGAAGCUGUUAAUUUUGGUACAGAAAAAGGGAGAAGUGAGCGGUCAGCUUUUUCUCAACUGUUUACUUAGUACUUUUUCAGAGUCAGCUACCAUUUGGGACUUAAAUCACUUAAGUCAUGAACUUUUAAAACAUGAGUAUAUAGAGCCACCGCAACCUGUGGGGGUAAGCAGGGAAGGUAUUUUUUUACCUGGAGAGAAAGAGCCUGAGAAUCCUGAGAUCACCUUGUCCUUGAAAGAGAAAAACUUGGAUUUGGAAACCUCUGAGUCUUUCAUGGACAAGAAGGCUGGUUAUCGGGAAACUGCUUGGUCCCCAAGGGAAAACGAGAAGGAAUACAACACACCAAAAUUCACAUCUCUGCAAUUGGUUGAGAAUGUUGACUAUGAAUUUCCAGCAACUAUUGAGUAUUUACAAGAUGAACAGAGAUAUGAGGAGCCAGAUGAUUCUUUACACUUAGGAAAAGAGGAAUAUCUAGAAUCUGUUGGGUACUCUGAAGAUGCAGACACCCCCGUGGAAGAGGAUACUUAUGAUGACCCAGAGUGCAUUAUCUAUGUCAGCAAAGAGGACUCUUUGUAUUCUGAAACCAUGGAGAUCUCUGAUGAAGAACCGAAUUAUGAGGAUUCAGAAACUGGCAUGUCACUGGAGGAGGAAGAGGAGAAAAGUAUGGAAGAGAGAAAAAAAGUGUUUGAAGAUGUCCUGUCCUGUUUAAACCCAGAUACAAGCAGAAAGGUUCUUCCAGCUUUUGUUAAACAAUUCUUCUUAGACCAAGGCUGUAGGUGGGUGACCGAGACUCCAGGUGACUUAGCCUGGGACUUCCUGAUGAAAGUUCAAGCACUGGAUAUGACAGUCAGAGAUUCAAUCCUCAGACACAAGGUUCUGGGUGAAGAUAGCAAAGGGGAAUUUUUGACUGGAGUAGAGAAUGUGGAAAUUAGAGAAACAAAACCCAUUAAUCCCCUUGAUGUCCUUUGUGCCUCUAUUCUGUAUUCAGAUAGCUCUUUGCAACAUGAAGUCAUGUCAAACACGUGUCAGUGCAGUUUGCCCUUCCCGCUACUGCCAGAUGCAGAAAAGAACAAAAGCAUUUUAAUGCUGGGGGCCACUAAGGUCAUUAUGAAGGAGCAGUCAACGCAGUCUUCAGGAAGACCUACAGGGGAUAGAAAAUUGCUGACUCUCAUGAAGAUGCCUGUCAUCUCUUUUGUGCGUCUGGGAUACUGUAGCUCCUCCGAGUCCAGAAUCCCCAACACAUUGCUCAGCCCUGCCCACCUGAAAUCACACAGAAUCUUUCUCCAUCAGGAUUUGCUUGUUCUGGUGCUUCCCCAGCAGAUCUCUGAUGGCCUGGUGGAGGUAACAUGGAGUUUUCCUGAUAGUGAUGGUCUAAAGGAAAACCCCAGUUUUUUCCAGAAAGCUGUUGCUGUGGCCAACCUUCGUGGGGGUCUAGAAAGUUUUUGGGCACAGUUUGGUUUCUUGAUGGAAGUUUCCUCAGCUGUGUUUUUUUUUUCAGACUGCCUAGGUGAGAAGGAAUGGGACUUGCUAAUGUUUUUAGGAGAAGCUGCCACUGAAAGAUGCCACUCUUCCUCAGUCCGCAGGCCAGGGGGAAAUGAGGAGGCUCAGAUUUCCCAGAGGAUCCUGAAGUUGAAGCCAUCACAGCUGCUGUUUUGGGAGAAGGAGGAAGCUGGAGAGAGAGGGAGGAACAUGGAGGAUCUUCAUGCUGCCCUGAAAGAAGUGACGUCCUCUUCACUCAGAUGUGUGUCUGUGGAGGACACUGCACCCCUGGCCAGGGAGUUGGGGAUACAGAUAGACCACGACUUUGAGAACAUGCAGGGGAUUCAAGUUUCCCCUACUGAAAACUUGGCUGGAACAGCUGAAGAUGAGGGACCACAAAGACACAGUCAGGGGCUUCCCUGUCAGCCAAAAAACUCAUCUGAAAGCCCCACUUAGAUGUCAGUAAGAGAGGCUGAGGCUAGAUGUGAGAUCAGCCAAAAUCUUCAGAAUUUCCAUCUCACCCCAGUAUUUAUGCCUCUUCUGAAAAACUGCCGUCCAUUACCAACCAGAAUUGGAGGUACUUUUAACCUUGUUUCUUUCACAGCCCCCUGGGUUAUGGUCUCCCAGUUUUGGUUAGAGCAGAGGUCUCAGAAUGUCCAUCCUUCACCCUUUCAGAAUACAAGGUCCCAUAGUCCAGGUAGUUUUGGGAUUGAGUACAUCCAGCCUCAGAGAUUGUAUUCAGCUGAGAGAUUUAUGAACUUUUCAAGAACUGCUCAGGGACGUCACAUGGAUAAAACUUUUGGGAGACCACCAAGACCCAUUUCUCAGCAUGUACAGGCCUGGUCUGAGAGACCACAGAAAAUGGGAGCCCUUGAAAGGUCUGGGGAAGUGGACUCCCAGGGAGGUCACCUCCAUUCCCUGGGUUCACAGCCAGCAAGAGCGUUUGGGAAGUCACAGCCUAGGCAUGUCUGUGCCUGGGGAACACGGCCAAAUGAGGCAAUUAGAAAAUUCAUGAGAACAACAUCCCAUAUUGAAAAUCCUCACCAUCAAGCAUUUCAAGCAGCAGGAGCCAUACAAAAACCCAUAAGGACUGCCUCUCAGCAAGGAGCUAAGCUGAAGACACAAGGUGGGCCUUCAAAUCCAUCUUUCCAAGUGGGAUUCAAUCCUACGUCCAACAGCAAAUUUUUGCUCAGCUCUCAGUUCAAAUCCAGUCAGCCCAAGUCAUCCCAGGCCAAGCAGUCCCAGCACAAACCCUCUCAACCUGUGUGCUCUUCAUCCAAACCCACUCAACCCAAGCCAUGUCAACCCUGGUCCUCCCAAUCUAAGCCUUCUCAGCCCCAAACCUCCCAAGCUAAACCUUCUCCAUCCAAACCCACUCAGCCCAAGCCAUGCCAGCCCCAAUCCUCCUAAUCUAAGCCUUCCCAGCCCAGACCCACUCAACCCAAGUCAUUUCUGACUGGUCCUUCUCAGGCUAAGGCAUAUGACCCAAGAGCAGGGCCCAAGAGGGUAGGGAAGCAAUAAAGUCCUUACUCUGGAGACCUAUGAAAUGUAUCCUUUGCCCAGGCCUUUCCUAGCCUAUAUAUAGUAACCUGAAGAAGAGUGGCAGUGAUGGUAAAAGAGUACUAUCAUUAGCAUGACACAGAUAGCAAGAUAUGCACAGCCUAAUUGGAUAUCAUAAAAAUAUCUAUAAGAAUUGUGUCCCUAAAAAAAAGGAAAAAUAUGAAAAGAGUAAAGAAUAGAAUCAAGCAGUAAAUAAACGAAUUGAAUACAACCUUGAGUAUUAGGUAAUAUAUAACCUGAGUCCAGGGAAUGGGGGCUGUAAGACAGUUUCACUUGGAGAAGAGUGGGGAUGAUGCCCUUAAUUGCAAAGUGACCAUAAAAUAGGACGCAAGUUGUGUCAGUGUUGCAAGAAAAGCUGCCCUAGAUGUUGGCUGCUCUAGAGGUGUUUUGGUCAAAAAUUUUUGGUUUGAUAUCAGCCGCUAAGCAGGUAACCUUGUUUGUUUGGAAUGUUUAAAUCAACUUGCUUGUGAUAAUAGCCCCAAAUUGCUUGGAUGAUAAAACUCAAUUGACCCUUACAUAUAGAAAUAAUGCACUAACAACCAAUGAAAUUAAUUAUUUUGCCUUAACUUUGGGAAUGAUCUGUGUAUGUUUCAUAUUUUAAAUGUUUGUAGGGGUUAAGGUAAUUUGGCUAAUUAGAGGAUCUGAUAUAUUAGCCUCAUGACUCUAACUUAAAAUGUAUAAUUGAAUUUUUAAUUUUAGAGUUCUGAUUUUUUAAAGUUGAAAAUAAUAAGAUAGGUUUACAAAGUUUGUAAAAAGCAGUGAAAUGUUUAAGAGAACUUAAGAUUCACAUAAUUUUCAACUUUAAUUUAUUAGAUACAUAUUGUUCUAAACAUUUGGUUAAGUUCUGCUAGUUAGAAGCAGUAAGUAGAAGGAAUAUUAAAUUUAAAAUAUUUAAGUGAGGUUUAAUUAACUAAGUUUGUGAGUGACACCAAAUAUUAAUGAGACCACUUUAUUUACUUUUAGCAAAUAAGUUUAACUUUAAUUUGACUUUUGUGUGUUUAUUCCAAGUAUUAUAAUUAUAACAGAAACCAAAUAGCUUUCAAGUUUCUUCAAUUGAAAAAUAAAUUUUGUGGGGUUUUAGCAGAUUGCUUGAGCUUCUCAUUAGAAUGAAACGUUUAUCUAAAAUCUCUGUUACAAGGGUCUCCAAAGACUUCAUGGAUAUUAUCUUAAUUUUAUUCUUGUAACAUCUAAAAGGCUACUUUAAAGGAAGAUGUUAAAAUUCACUAGAUUUAGAAAUAAAAUAAUAGGAUUUGUAAGUUGAAUAAGGAGCCCUGCUUUCUGAAUCUGUAACUUUUAUAAAAUUAACAUUAGUUUUAAGUACUAAAAUAGCCCCACGUCUUUUCUGGGUAAAAAAAAAAAUCAAAAAUUGUCUUCAAAGACACAAAAAAAUCCUAUGAACAAAAAGAUGAGAAAUGAUCUUUGAAAAGGAAUAAUUAAUCUCUUAAAAAUGUUUAAUUAAACAUUUUCAUAUGACAAUAGGUAUCCUUCAUUUGUGCAUGUAUUAAACAAUCAAUAUUGAGUAUUUAGAAGGUGUUCAAUCUCUUUCAACG